Messenger RNA from Stegastes partitus (bicolor damselfish), 2026 nucleotides. Its product is annotated as probable acyl-CoA dehydrogenase 6. Lineage: Eukaryota; Metazoa; Chordata; Actinopteri; Pomacentridae. Gene Ontology annotation, molecular function: flavin adenine dinucleotide binding; acyl-CoA dehydrogenase activity. Gene Ontology annotation, biological process: fatty acid beta-oxidation using acyl-CoA dehydrogenase. The transcript is spliced from 9 exons. Gene Ontology annotation, cellular component: cytoplasm. The record is from RefSeq and is a predicted model, not a curated record. The coding region runs from base 21 to 1325 and encodes 434 amino acids.
UCAGAACACUGUCAACAGAGAUGGCGCUGCUUGAAGGAGCUCUGCGUGUAAACCUGCUAGCUAACAGCCGCAGUUUCUACAAAUUCACCUCCUUUGUCGGUGUCCGGUCGUUGUCCGAAAAUGUGUCUUCUAAACCAGUCACGUCCAGCUCCCCAGAGGUCGCUGGCGACCAUGUACUCUACACACAAGAGCACUUUGCAUUAAAGGAUUCCCUCAAAAAGCUUAUCGACCAGGAGAUCAACCCUCAUGUGGAUCAGUGGGAAGCAGAAGGGAAGUUUCCAGCCCACAAAGUCUUCAAGAUCUUAGGAAGCGCCGGCUUUCUAGGAGUCAACAGACCAGCUGAGUAUGGAGGCCUGGGACUCGACUACAGCUACAGUAUAGCCGUGGCAGAGGAGUUGGGCAACAUCCGCUGUGGAGGCAUCCCCAUGGCCAUCGGCGUACAGACUGACAUGACUACUCCCGCACUAGCCAGAUUUGGCUCAGAGGAGCUCAAGAAAGAGUUCCUCCUUCCCUCCAUCUCAGGCGACAAGGUGGCCUGCCUUGGAGUUAGUGAAGUUGGAGCUGGCUCUGACGUCUCAAGUAUCAAGACCAAGGCUGUGAGGAAGGGGGAUGAGUAUGUGAUAAAUGGCGGGAAGAUGUGGACUACCAACGGCGCCCAGGCUGAUUGGAUGUGUCUCCUCGCCAACACCAGUGACGGGCCUCCACACAGGAACAAGUCCCUCAUCUGUCUGCCAAUGAACCUGCCAGGAGUACACAUCGCCCGCACCAUUGAUAAAAUAGGCAUGAAGUCAUCGGACACCGCUCAAGUGUUUUUCGAUGACGUCCGUGUUCCCUGUAAGAACAUCAUUGGCCAGGAAGGCAUGGGCUUCACCUAUCAGAUGCUUCAGUUCCAGGAAGAGCGGCUGUGGGCAGUGGCUAAUGUUUUGACCACAUUGGACAUCAUCAUUCAGGAAACCAUCCAGUACACACGGCAGAGGAAGAUCUUCACACAACCCGUCCUUUACCACCAGGCAGUUCACUUCAGGUUGGCUGAGCUGCAGACCGAGGUCGAGCUGCUGCGCUCCCUCCUCUACCACGCCACAGCAUUGUACAUUAAAGGCAACGAUGUCACCAAACUGGCAUCAAUGGCCAAACUGAAGGCAGGCCGCCUGGCCAGAGAACUGAGCGACAGCUGUCUCCAGUACUGGGGAGGGAUGGGCUUCACUAAUGACGUGCUGAUCAGCAGAUUUUACAGGGAUCUCAGGUUAAUUUCAAUCGGUGGAGGUGCCGAUGAGGUCAUGCUGGGGAUCAUCUGCAAGUACAUGGACACACUUCCCAGGAAGUAAUACGCUUGUUUGGGAUUGAAGUGUGCCUCGCCUGGAAAAUGGAUGAGAGCAGGAGGCAGCAGGGAGCAGUGGUGACAAUUACCACUUUGGACAGACAGUGACCUUUAGUCUGAUUUAUUCCAGUGUUAUGAGACAAACAUAUCAGUUUGUGCUUAGUCGCUGGUAGAUUUAAUUACGAUAGGGUAAUCUAUUAAAAUACUACGCAGCCUCCACUUUACAUGAAUUCUCAGCAUCUCAUGAGUUUGUAUGUAAAUCAGCUGAUAAGGACCUGUCCUUCUCAAACUACAUAAAUUGACUACUUUUUGUGUUAACAGGAAAAACCUUUGAAAUCUGAUUUUAAAAAUUCUAAAUCUCUUAAUUCUACUAAAGUGAAGAGGCUGUGCCGUCGCUGGAGAGCAUCUGCGGCUGCGUUGAUCUCACAGCGUUACCGUUGCUCCGUCAUCGUUAAGUCAGAUCAAGUCGGACCCCAGCGAUCAGUUUUGUAAAGGUCCCACUCACCUCUAGCGAAUGUGGUGUCAUCAAUGGCAACCCCAGGCUCUUAACAGCAUCACACUUAUGCCUAAAUGUUUUGUCCUUUUUAGCAAAGCAGGAUAUUUUGCAUUUGCACCUUUUGAUUGUUUUUUUUUCCCGUUUCCUGCCUUUAUAGACUAAAUAUGACUAAUGGUUGCACUUUAGGUGUAAUGUAACUUGGUGGGUUCAUU